Molecule: messenger RNA, 1179 nt
Organism: Lichtheimia ornata
Lineage: Eukaryota; Fungi; Mucoromycota; Mucoromycetes; Mucorales; Lichtheimiaceae
Product: biotin synthase
Exons: 7
Coding region: 1-1179 (392 amino acids)
Biological process (GO): biotin biosynthetic process
Cellular component (GO): mitochondrion
Molecular function (GO): 2 iron, 2 sulfur cluster binding; biotin synthase activity
Source: RefSeq, a predicted model, not a curated record
AUGUCUGCUUUACGCUUUGCAACCCACUAUACUAUUCGUGCCCGAUUCUAUAGCACCGCUUCAUCUUCGCGUAUGGCUGCUGUUGCCACCGAAAAUGCAGCCAAGGCAACCACUGCACCUGCUCUCUCUGCUGCAGCUCUUCAUGCAAGUGGUCCUUUGAGAAACGACUGGUCGCGUCAAGAGAUCCAAGCUAUCUAUGACUCACCUUUUAUGGAUUUGAUGUUUUAUGGCGCCAAGGUACACCGUGAAAACUUUAAUGCACGUGAGGUGCAGCAAUGCACUUUGCUUUCCAUCAAGACCGGUGGUUGUACAGAAGACUGCAAGUAUUGUCCUCAAUCAUCACGCUAUGAUACGGCCGUCAAGGCACAAAAAAUGCUUGAUACGGGUGAGGUGUUGGAUGCUGCACAACGCGCCAAGGAGGCUGGUAGUACCAGAUUUUGCAUGGGCGCUGCUUGGAGAGAUCUUGCUGGUCGUAAAUCCAACUUCAACAAGAUCUUAUCCUAUGUCAAGGCUAUUCGUGGUAUGGGCAUGGAGGUAUGCUGCACAUUGGGUAUGCUUAAUGAGACCCAAGCCAAGCAACUCAAGGAAGCUGGUUUGACCGCCUACAACCACAACCUUGAUACAUCCCGUGAAUUUUAUCCCAAGAUUAUCUCUACUCGUAGCUAUGAUGAGCGUCUUUCGACCAUUGGGCAUGCACAAGAUGCUGGCAUUUCUGUUUGCUCGGGUGGUAUUAUUGGUCUUGGUGAGCAAGAAGAGGAUCGUGUUGGCUUGUUACACACACUUUCCACUCUCCCCAAGCACCCUGAAAGUGUACCUGUGAAUGCAUUGCUUGCUGUUCCCGGCACACCACUUGAGAAUCAGGAGCCAGUAUCAGUAUUUGAGAUGGUGCGCAUGAUUGCUACUGCCCGUAUUGUGAUGCCCAAGUCUAUGGUGCGUUUGUCAGCAGGACGUGUACGUUUCUCGACCUCGGAGCAAGCCAUGUGCUUUAUGGCAGGUGCCAACUCUAUCUUUACUGGUGAAAAGCUGCUUACAACACCCAACAAUGAGUUCACUGAUGAUCAAAAGAUGUUUGAGCUUUUGGGUCUUGUUCCCAAACCACCCAACUUUGAGCAAGGCUCAGACAACCCUGAGCAGCCUGUUUAUAAUGGCAUCAAGAUCAAAACCGAAGCAUCUGCCUAA